UCCCGGCUUCAAUGGUGUUCCCUCGCGAAUCAGACCUAAAUUGUCACAAACUACUUGUACUGUCCGAAUCCGAUCCCGACGAUCUGCGGUUCCCGCUGCAGAUUGCUGCUGGAUCGCCUUCCAGAUAUCAUCGGACUUUUGCUUCUCCUCCUCUUCCUUCGUCUUCAUAGCAAUUUGUUUUCUUAGCUUCAAUUGCUGCUUCGUUGGCUGGUUGCCCUGUGGGACUCCUUGCUGAGAAUACGAAAGUCCAGGAAUGGCGGCAGCGCCGGAGGGAGUUGCAAAGCUGUUGUACGUGGUGGUAGUAGAGGAUGACGGCGACGGCGACGGAUAUGAUGCGGUAGCCGCAGCGACUGCGGCGUGGAAGAAGGUGAAUUCGUCUUCGUUUCGGUACACGCGGUCGCUGCUCCAGAGUACACUGCAGCUCAUGGGUUGCAAGGCUCGUCAUGCGUUCAAGAUCAGCCAAAGGGUAUUUGAAAUGAUGAGACACGAAAACAUUGUGGAAAAUUCUGUUUCAAAAUGUGUAGAAAUGACGCAACAAAAUGCUAAAGUAUAUCCUAAAAAGGAGAAUCAAUGCCAUGCUCAUUCCUGCUUAAAUAAUGGAACUGCUGAUAAUUUAUCUUUGGAGGAGAGUAAGACAAGUAGCAAGCCAUUUGAGUCGUACAAAAGACGCACCACUAUGAUUGUUCGUAGAAAAGUUUUCCUAGAUGUUGUAUGUGAAGCUUUGUUGGAGUACAAGUACAUGGGGCCGAAUCAGAGAGCUGAUCUGGUCCUUGCUUGCAGAAUACGAGAAAGAAAGGAAUCUGUAACUGUUCUACUCUGUGGUACAAGUGGCUGCGGAAAGUCUACUCUUUCUGCCUUGCUGGGCGGAAGGCUAGGUAUCACGACUGUGAUUUCUACUGACUCAAUUCGCCACAUGAUGAGGAGCUUUGUUGAUGAAGAGCAAAAUCCAUUGCUCUGGGCUUCGACAUAUCAUGCUGGCGAGUAUUUAGAUCCUGUUGCAGUUGCAGAAGCUAAGGACAAAAAGAAAGCCAAGAAAUCUGGUGGUGUUUCUGCUGCCUCACUAUCGAAAGACGAAGCUUGUAGUAAUUCCUCGCCUGGAAAAUCCGAGGGAAAUCCAACCACCACUGAUAUGAUUAGUCCAAAACAGAUGGCUAUAGAAGGAUAUAAAGCACAAAGUGAGAUGGUGAUUGAAAGCCUUGACCGAUUAAUAACUUCUUGGGAAGAACGGAAAGAAUCAGUUGUUGUGGAGGGCGUGCACUUAAGCCUCAAUUUUGUGAUGGGGCUUAUGAAGAAACAUCCUUCGGUCAUACCAUUCAUGAUAUACAUUUCAAACGAGGAGAAGCACUUGGAAAGAUUCGCGGUCCGCGCCAAGUACAUGACGCUAGACCCUGCUCGGAACAAGUAUGUAAAAUAUAUUAAAAACAUAAGAACCAUCCAGGAAUACCUCUGCCGCCGAGCAGAUAAGCAUUUAGUGCCGAAAAUAAACAACACUAAUGUUGACAAAAGCGUAGCUGCUAUCCAUGCCACAGUUUUCAGCUGCCUGAGAAGGCGGGAAGUAGGGGAGCCCCUGUACGAUCCAACCACAAACACGGUUAUGGCUGUUGAUGAGGAGUAUAGGAAUCAGUGUGCUGCCGAUUCACUAAGCUCCAAAGGGAUGUUCCAGUUGAUCCAGCGACAAGGAUCUACUCGGCAUUUGAUGGUACUUUUGAAUGGCGAUGGUUCAGUGGCUAAGGCUUGGCCAGUUGAUAACUUAGAUGAUUACGGGAAGCCCUUAGCAGGCCAACCUCUAGGGAAUGGAAUAGGUACCCCUAUGUAUGGGCCAUUGCUGAUCAGUAAAGCAGAACCCGUCAACCUGCAGUUUGGUCACUAUGGAAUUAGUGCGUGGCCGAGUGAUACUGGCGGCACAAGUCACGCUAGCAGCAUGGACGGGGGCGAGCUCACUGACACCGGAAGUAGAUACAUGUCAUCCAGCUGCAGCUCACCAAGAGCCAUUGAUGGACCUGCCAAAGAGCUUAUGGAAGAACAGGCCGUGCAUGGUAGCGAUGAAGAGGCUGACGAGCCCCCUGAGGUAGACAGUGAUGAAGAUUUUAGUGACAGACAGAAGCAUACCCAAGAAGAGUUGGAGGGUUCUGUAGAUGAGGAAUCCACUAAAUCGGAUGAAGAGUACAACGACCUUGCGAUGCAGGACACCCCCGACAACAGUUACCUAUCCAGGGAUGACGAGGUGGACAGAGAUGGCCUUUUCUUGAAAAAGCUCGACCAGUCUCAUAGGACGAAAAGUGAACCUUUGUCUGAGGUCUCGAGGCUCCUCAUAGACAAUGGCGAGAGGAGAAUACUGCGCUCGGAGAGUUACCGAUCAAGAAAACUCUCAUGGAGUGUAACCCAACAUUAGGUACGACUUGCUAAGCAUUAACCAUUGAUAAUUUGGGCUGUGUUAUUUCUUUCUUGUUCUUCUACUAUUCUCUACUUUCUAUAAAAAAAGGAAAAAGAAGAAUUCAUUAGUUAGCAACUUGCCUAUUUUAUUUAUGUUGCUGUGUGUGUGUAUCCAUUUCUAACUCAUAUAGAUUCAAACUCUUUUUUUUUGUACAUUGGGUAAAAUUAUUUGCCGAACGUAAUAGCCGGUAAACUAUGCCACUUGCAACUUUGAUCAUAUCUAAGUCAAACAAGUUUAGAUUAUGUGUUGAUUCGAACAAGUCAGUAUGGAGCUUAUUUGAUUCGAUCAACUUAUACA
Messenger RNA from Andrographis paniculata, 2731 nucleotides. Its product is annotated as P-loop NTPase domain-containing protein LPA1 homolog 2. The coding region runs from base 254 to 2392 and encodes 712 amino acids. The record is from RefSeq and is a predicted model, not a curated record. The transcript is spliced from 8 exons. NCBI's taxonomy places the organism in Eukaryota, Viridiplantae, Streptophyta, Magnoliopsida, Lamiales, Acanthaceae.